This is a messenger RNA of Aureobasidium namibiae CBS 147.97, 978 nucleotides long. RefSeq lists its product as uncharacterized. The coding region runs from base 1 to 978 and encodes 325 amino acids. Gene Ontology annotation, molecular function: transcription cis-regulatory region binding; DNA-binding transcription factor activity. The transcript has a single exon. The record is from RefSeq and is a predicted model, not a curated record. Gene Ontology annotation, biological process: positive regulation of transcription by RNA polymerase II. Lineage: Eukaryota; Fungi; Ascomycota; Dothideomycetes; Dothideales; Saccotheciaceae. Gene Ontology annotation, cellular component: nucleus.
AUGAACGCGAUCCUCGCCGCCUCUGCCCGUCAUCUCAGCCGCGUCAGUGGCGGGGACCCUUAUGUCGCAGAUAAAUACCACCAGAGGUGUCUCCAGCAUCUUAUUCCGAUGCUCAGCGAUGAAGCCGCAGUACUGGAUGAGAACCUCCUGGCUAGCACUGUCAUUCUGCGCUUCCUGGAAGAGAUCGAUGUGCCACUCUCAGGAAAAGUUCACUUGGACGGCGCAGGUCAUCUAAUCGGAGCCCAUGCCUUUGUAAGUGCGCAAGAAAUUUCCGCGGUCUCGGGUGGCCUGCGACUUGCCGCCUUCUGGGUUGGUCUGCGGCAGGAGAUCUACGUCGCCUUCGUCAACCAGAGACCGAUUACUUUUCCCCUGCAGCACUGCAAUGUCGAUCGCUCAUUUGGGGCUACAGGUGAAGGCAUGUGGGCAAAUCGAAUCAUCUUCCAUUGUGCGGAGACCAUACAGUGGUGCUUUGGACUCCUUGAGCAUGAACGAUCGACAACCCGAUUUCAAGAGCUUCUUAGUUACGCUGUGGACUGGCUAAAGCUCAUUCCUCCGUGCUAUACCCCGAUCUACUACCGCAACGCUGAUGCCAUCUCUGACGCUGUAUUUCCAGAAGUCAUGUAUCUCUCUGAUGCUGCUGUCACAGGCAUACAACACUAUCACCUCACUAUCAUUCUGUUGACAGCGUAUGACCCCACGAUUCCUAAGCUCGGGUCUCGACGAGCGACGGUAUUGAGGAAGAUGGACGAUGAGAUCAAGCAUCACACCAAAAUGCUUUGCGGACUCGCGUUGAGCAAUAGUAGCACCCCACCGAACUUUGUGACCGCUUCAAUGGCAGUGACAAUGGCCGGCGAUAAGUUCACCGAGGCGAAAGAGCAGCAAGCGUGCAUUCGAAUACUGGAAACGUGCGAAGCCGAGCAUGGAUGGUCGACUAUGACCGCUCAGGAGGAUCUCAAAGCAGCAUGGGGUUGGAAAUGA